UUUAAUAUCGAAUUGAGCUGAUGAGGUGCUAUUCAAAUCAAAGAGUUAUUGCUUGGGAUUACUUCGCUUACAAUGUAAAACACGCAAACUGUUAAACGUCUCGAAGAGAAAUGUUUUCAGGUCUAGACGACAAUGGAAAAACAGUUUCAGUAAAAGAAGACUCCGCGUCGAUGGAAGGUCCAACAAAACAAAUAUCACCAAGCUCUAGUUUUAGCAGGAUUCAUCUUCCACCAAUUGUUAAGAAAGACUCCAUAACGACUAUUCAACCKCCAAAAAAGGAAAUAAAAAUACUCUGCCUGAAAUGCGAAGAAGAAGUGAAAGUAAGGCAGCUUAAAAGUCACCGUGAACUGCAUCAUGUCCUUAGUAUUUUUCGCUACACAAUGGAUACCAAACCAACUUCAGUAAAGCAGCUUUUAAAGCGUCGAAAAGCUUUAAUCAAAAGAYUAAAUGAAACAGCAUCUUCCGACGAUCCAGUGUGCACUAAGAAAGUAGAGAAACUGAAUCAAGCUUACGAAUAUUUAAAGUCAUAUGUUGAGGAAACCAUAACAUCAACGCGCGAAGUGCAAAACGACCUCCAGCCGCGUGUUCAAGGUUACGGCACGCGACUCAGCUGUGCCUUAGCGUUUGGCGUUUGUGAAGAAAGAAACGAGCGAUGGCGACCUCAUAUGGAGGACAGGUACUGCUAUAAAGAUUAUUUUUGUAAUGAUCCUCAGAGUGGACUAUUUGGUAUAUUCGAUGGCUACAAUGGGCCKAACGCAGCAGAGAAAUGCGCUCGCUACUUUCAUGAAAUAUUGUCUGAUAAAAUUGAGACAUUGUACAAGUCAGAUAUGAGCCACAAGCAAGUACAAUCKCAAGUAAUUUUAUCAUUUAAAAAGGCAUAUGAAGAAAUGGAUAAGCAUUUACUAUGGGGAGUAAAUGAGAACUCGCGCAAUCGUUGGAGUGGUUGUUCUGCACUGACAUGCCUCCUUCGAGGAAGUGACCUGUAUGUUGCCAAUGCAGGAAACGUGAAAGCCUUUCUUUGUAAAGGUGAUGGAUCUAUAAUGACAUUAUCUCAUGAUCAUAGCCCUUGGAAUAAAAAGGAAAGAAGUCGGGUGAGAAAGGCUGCUGAUAUCUCAAGAACUGAGAGAACAGCUUUAGUGAAUGGAUUUAUUAAAAGUACCAGAGGUCUAGGUAACCAUGGUGACCCUGUACUAAAAUCAGCUGUGAUCCAUGUCCCUGAUGUUACUUAUGUCCCACUUGACGACUCGGAUCAAUUUUUAGUUCUUGCCUCAAAUGGAGUUUGGGAAGUAUUCAAUGAAUCUGAGGUAUUAUUGCUUCUAGAYGACAUCAUGCCAGAAUUUGAUGUCAAAAAUGUGGUGMGGAGGAUCAGUAGCAAAGAUGUGACUACAACAMAAACUGAGAAUGAAAGAGAGAAUGAAAUCCCAAAUGGACAACAACCAGGACAAAGGAGYAGUGAAAGCACYCUGAACAAAUCAGUCAGUAGCAGAACAACUUCUUUUAUUAGUAAAGAAGAGAAAGCUGUUCAACUUGCAAAGACUCUAUCUGAACGUCUUGUAGAAAGUGCAUUACUUGCUGGGUCAAAAGAAAAUGUAACUGCAGCAGUAAUUYUGUUGAAAGGCUGUCCACUACAAAUGUUCCUGCUACCAUCUAUCCACAGUUUGAUACAAAGCUAAAACUACUGRAAUUUACUAGUAAAACAUGAUUUUGAAUGACCACUUAUUUAUUAUAAAUUAUUAUUAUAAGCAAACCAUUGUAAUACAAGGGAAUAUACUUUCUUCUUGACAGGAGUACAUUUAAUAUAAAUGCUACAGUAAAAACAAUCUAAUAUUAUUUACAAGACAUCUGAGAUGUGUAUAUAAAUUUUUACGGAAAGAUGCCCUAAGAUUAGAAUUUGCAAAUCACAUUUUAAAACCAUUGGCAACUAGCYGUGUAAGAAAUUUCAAACCUCUUGCAAGAUACUUAAAAAUCUUUUACUUGAACCAAUAAAAUAUAAGAUAUUGUAUGCUCUUAAGCAAUUUUAGUGGCAUGAACAGUCAAAAUACUGUCUUAUAUGAAACAUGACCAACACAUAACCCAACUAGAGUCAGACAUAUUUGUCUAUUAUUUUUUUAGCUAAAUAAAAAUGUUUUUCAGGUA
This is a messenger RNA of Exaiptasia diaphana, 2136 nucleotides long. Its product is annotated as protein phosphatase 2C-like domain-containing protein 1. The transcript has a single exon. Lineage: Eukaryota; Metazoa; Cnidaria; Anthozoa; Actiniaria; Aiptasiidae. Gene Ontology annotation, molecular function: protein serine/threonine phosphatase activity. Gene Ontology annotation, biological process: protein dephosphorylation. The coding region runs from base 111 to 1673 and encodes 520 amino acids. The record is from RefSeq and is a predicted model, not a curated record.